Messenger RNA from Tauraco erythrolophus (red-crested turaco), 1864 nucleotides. NCBI's taxonomy places the organism in Eukaryota, Metazoa, Chordata, Aves, Musophagiformes, Musophagidae. The record is from RefSeq and is a predicted model, not a curated record.
AUGGUUAUUGGUAGCGGCAGCGGAAAGGUUUGUUUAGAACUGAGCAGAGGCCUAACAACAUGGAGCAGCGUGGUCCGUAAGGAGAGGAAGCGUAAGAAGGGAAUGAUGUACCUGGAAGAGAGGAGACUUGUCCACCGGGACUUGGCAGCCCGAAAUGUCUUGGUGAAAUCACCAAACCAUGUGAAGAUCACUGACUUUGGCUUGGCCAGACUUUUGGAAGGAGAUGAGAAGGAGUAUAAUGCUGAUGGAGGGAAGAUGCCAAUUAAGUGGAUGGCUCUGGAGUGCAUACACUACAGGAAGUUUACCCAUCAGAGUGAUGUUUGGAGCUAUGGAGUCACUAUCUGGGAGCUUAUGACCUUUGGGGGGAAGCCGUAUGAUGGAAUCCCAACACGAGAGAUCCCCGACCUCUUGGAGAAGGGAGAGCGGCUGCCCCAACCUCCGAUCUGCACUAUUGAUGUUUAUAUGGUGAUGGUGAAGUGCUGGAUGAUAGAUGCUGACAGUCGGCCAAAAUUCAAGGAGCUGGCUGCUGAAUUCUCUAGAAUGGCUCGAGACCCUCAGAGAUACCUAGUAAUUCAGGGAGAUGAUCGUAUGAAGCUCCCAAGCCCGAAUGACAGCAAGUUCUUCCAAAACCUUCUCGAUGAGGAAGACCUGGAAGAUAUGAUGGAUGCUGAAGAGUAUCUUGUUCCUCAAGCCUUCAACAUCCCUCCUCCCAUCUACACGUCCAGGACAAGAGUUGAUUCCAACAGGAGUGAAAUUGGACACAGCCCUCCUCCUGCCUACACCCCUAUGUUGGGAAACCAGUUUGUGUACAGAGAUGGAGGCUAUGCCGCAGAAGUGCCGAUGCCGUACAGAGCUCCUGGCUGCGCAAUACCAGAAGCCCCAGUUGCUCAAGGGGCCGCAGCAGAGAUCUUUGAAGAUACUUGCUGUAAUGGCACAAUACGAAAACAAGUGGCAACCCUGGCAAAAGAGGACAGCAGCACCCAGAGGUACAGCGCUGAUCCCACGGUCUUCAUACCCGAGCGGGUAGUCCGGGGAGAGCUGGAUGAGGACGGGUACAUGACGCCGAUGCGAGACAAACCUAAAACAGAUUACCUAAACCCAGUGGAAGAGAAUCCAUUUGUUUCUCGGCGAAAGAAUGGAGAUCUCCAAGCUGUGGACAACCCAGAGUAUCACAACGCUCCGAACGGGCAGCCCAAAGCAGAGGACGAGUACGUGAAUGAGCCAUUGUACCUCAACACUUUUGCAAACACCUUGGAAAAUGCCGAGUACCUGAAGAACAACUUGCCGGAGAAAGCCAAGAAGGCCUUUGACAACCCAGACUACUGGAAUCACAGCCUGCCCCCACGAAGCACCCUCCAGCACCCGGACUACCUGCAAGAGUACAGCACAAAAUACUUUUACAAACAAAAUGGACGGAUCCGGCCCAUUGUGGCAGAGAAUCCUGAAUACCUCUCCGAGUUCUCCCUGAAGCCUGGCACUGUGCUGCCCCCGCCACCCUACAGACACCGAAAUACAGUGGUGUAGUCACCGUGGUCGUAUAGAAGUGGAAAGGCAACCCCUUCUAGCUGCCUCGCUCUCUCCCUCUACCUUUUCUCUAUCUCCCUUGCCUCUCUCCCUGCCUCCCUUUCUCCCAUGAGCUUCCUCCUCUUGCCCGUUCACUCAUUUUUGAUAUUGCCAAGUGAAAGGAUGUCUUGGAGUCGUUUGCAGAUUGGGUUGGGAACCUGGAAGGAAGGGAGGAAGGAAGGUAAGAGACUGAAAGAAGGCGUGUACAACCUGGCGUUUCUCGCUUUCCGCAGAUCCGAAGGGUCGGACAGUCGGAGAAGCCAGACCGUACCAGUAACGGCCAGUGGCAGGGGUUGCCCGC